Molecule: messenger RNA, 1470 nt
Organism: Mesorhabditis belari
Lineage: Eukaryota; Metazoa; Nematoda; Chromadorea; Rhabditida; Rhabditidae
Source: the annotation of a GenBank genome assembly
AUGCCACGCAUUUUCUUUUCUAUUCUUCUAUCGACUCUAUUUCACGAGACCCAGGCUUACAUCGAGAAUUCGAUUAUCGGUACUCCAAAUGUGAUGUGUGCUGAAAACGAUCUUGGACUUGAUAUCACAACAAAGGUCCCUUUUCGAGGAAACAUCUUUGUCAAAGGUCGAGCUAAAGACAAAAGUUGUCGACAAUCGUACAAAGACGGCGCGAACAACACAUACUCGUUACCACUUGGACAAUGUGGAAUGCAAAGGUUGCGAUCGGCGAAUCCCCGUGGAGUCCAUUUCUCGGUGACCGUCGUCGUCUCACUUCAUCCAAGCGGUUUCAUCACAAAAAACGAUCGAGCUUUCCAUGUGAAAUGUUUCUAUACAGAGCCUGAAGAAGUGGUCACCUCAAAAUUGGAAGUCAACCACUUGGCCACUACAGAAUUGGCGAAUGAGAUGCCGAUGCCGACUUGUGAAUACUCUGUGAGACGAGACGGGCCACAUGGACCGAUUUUGUCCUUUGCUAAUGUUGGAGAUACGGUUUUUCACGUUUGGGAGUGUCACGGAAACGAUCUGGGAAUGCUGGUGAAGAAUUGUGCAGUAAACGACGGUGAUGGCGAUGAGCAUGGAGUGAUAAACGAGAACGGUUGUUCAACGGAUUCGGGUCUUCUUUCUGAUCUCACCUAUGAUUUGAAUCUAAUGAGAGCGCAUGCAACAAGCCAGGUUUUCAAAUACGCUGAUUCAAAUCAAUUGUAUUUCACGUGUCAAAUUCGACUCUGUCAGAAACAAAUGGACUCUUGUCAAGGGAUUACGCCUCCAAAAUGUGGUCCCGAAGUGAUUGCGGUGUUCAAUCGGACAAAGAGAUUUGUGGAAAGAUCGGAUCGUGAUGGGAUUGAGCUUGACGUGGCCACCCGUUCCCUUCUCGUGCUCGAUGAGGAAGAUGCUUCCCUCCUCAGCACUUCCCGCGGUCUCUUCUGCAUUUCCUCAUAUCUUUCUCCACUUAUCCCAAUUUCUAUUCUUAUUUUGUGCAUUCUAAUGUCGGGUAUUCUCAUCGAUGAUAUGUUCAAAGUGAAAGACGUGGAUCCGGAUGGGAAAAAAUUCGAUCGAGUCAGCCGAUUAUUCUGCGAUUCCGAGAAUUUUAAUAUGAAUCUCAUCCUGGACGUAAACACGCAGCUCUACCCGGUGGAUCUCAACGACAAAUUUCGGCUAAUGCUUGCCACAACGUUACGAGAAGAUGGAAUUGUCGAUGAAGGAAUUUUUGAUCAACAGGCAGAGAACCCCCGAGUUGCCCAAUUCGAAUAUGUGAUGUACGGGAAAAUCUACAGAAUUGAGGGCGGUGAAGCGGGUGACAAAGAUGUGCAACAAUUAGACGUUUAUGUGUCAUUUGGGGGUUUGUUGAUGCGACUUCGUGGCGAUGCCUUCAAUCUACAAGAAUUCGAAAUCGAUCGGAACAUUUACCUGUUGAUGAAGAAAAGCGAAUUU